AUGCCUUCUCUAUGCCAGCACCGUGACAUCUUACAGCCCACAGAGAGCUCCCAUGCAGAGAAACGCCAGCUUUGUCUUUUGGAGAAGCCUCACGCAGGCAAAAACCUUAGUGCCUUCAAUUUAAUAGCGGAGUUCACCAGUCACCCGUCCGCGGAGGGGGAGCCGUCCGCGGAGGGGGAGCCGUCCGCGGAGGGAGCGCGCCCUUCCACGCCGCCGCCCGCGGAGGCUCGCAGCGAGCCGCACGCUGCCGCCUCGGACUCGGAGAGUGAUACAGAUUCGGAUAGUUCGUCAACUACAUCGUCCUCUUCGUGUUCUCCUUCGGCAGUGUCUGAUGAUGAUGAUCAUCCAAAUGAGAAGGAUAGCAGAAUAUGCUGCGUUAGAACAAAAGAUGAGUUGCCCCUUGAUGAACUGCCUCCUGUUGAAGAUUUAACCGUAAUUCUACCCGAUAAUGUUGAACUGAAGCCUUUUGGGACAGUUUCCAGUAUCAUUGAACAGCUAGUAAUAAUUGAAUCUCUGAGAGGCCUACCUCCAAUAAAUGAGGAAAGCAUAAUUUUUAAAGAAGAUCGACAAGCAGCAGGAAAGGUAUUUGAGGUGUUUGGUCCUGUUCAGCAUCCCUUUUAUGUGUUACGGUUUAACAGCUCUGAACAUAUUAAAGCAAAAGGUAUUAAUGUACAAGACAGCAUGUACUUUGCUCCAUCAGUGGAGGACUUCACCCAGUACAUAUUUGCAGAGAAACUACAACAAGAAAAAGGGUCAGAUGCAUCUUGGAAGAAUGACCAAGAACCACCACCUGAGGCCUUGGACUUCAGUGAUGAUGAAAAAGAAAGAGAGGCAAAACAAAAGAAAAAGAAGCCACAGAGUCAAGGAAGGAAAAAAGUCAGAACAGAUACAAAUGCAUCAAGUGAGUAUAAAGGACUUCAUCAAUCAAUGCAACAGCCUGCUUCAAGUUAUUCGAGGGGAUACUAUGGCAAAAGAUUCUCUGGGGAUCCAUUUCUUUCUCCAUCAGGACCCCGAGGAUUUCCUAGACCACCACAUCUAUACUCUUCAGACAGCAGGAUACGUCAGGAGUCUCCAGUGUUUCCACAACCUCAUAGAAAAGAACAUGUAAUGAUGCAACAGUAUCCCUUUCCUCCUCCAGUUUUUGGUUCCAUGAAUGAGAUGCAUCAGUUUCACCUUCCGCCUUCAAAUCCAAAUGUGAUUUGCACAGACCCAAACAUGUACAACUUAUAUCCAUUUUUGUCAAUUUCUCUACCUCCUUCAGAUAGCCAACCUUCUCAGUUCAGGCCUUACUAAGUUUUCGUAAAUGUGUAUAGAAUGUUGCAGUUUAAGGGGAGGAAGAACAGGCUGCCUGGGCCAUAUUUGCUUAUUUUGGAGAUGGUUAUUUUUUUUCUGCAAGAAUGAAACAAAAGCAGAGUUUAAUACUUUGUGGGAUGUCCACAAAAUAUUUUUUUUCUAUGUUCUUUUUGUUUCAAAGAAGAAAACUGUAUGGUAAAAAAUAAUCGAUUAUCAAAUAAUGGUUUAUUUUUAUAACUUUACCAACUUAGCAUGCUAACUAAUAAAAAUUUUUUGGAGACUGCUAUGUAGUGCUUGAAAUCUGUUCAGUAAGAAAUAGAAUUUGAUGUAACUACUGUUUUGUGGUAAUCAGGGGUGUUAUAGUUGUUUUUAAUAGCAUAGCAGUAUAACUGGUCUAAGACUAAACUGUCUCUUUUAUUUUGGCAAAUUUUAAAGUUAUUUAUAAGGAAAAUAAAAAUCCAGAUUUACCUCUGUAUAUGUAAGUUACAAAUGCCUGCUAUUGGGCUUCUGACACCUUGUUAAUUUCAUGUAACUGAAAGAAUGCAGCUGGGUUAAAUUAAAAUAAAGUAUCCUACAGUAGCUAUAAGGACAACA
This is a messenger RNA of Meleagris gallopavo (turkey), 1887 nucleotides long. RefSeq names its product nuclear assembly factor 1 ribonucleoprotein (gene NAF1). Gene Ontology annotation, biological process: pseudouridine synthesis; box H/ACA snoRNP assembly; ribosome biogenesis. Gene Ontology annotation, molecular function: RNA binding. The record is from RefSeq and is a predicted model, not a curated record. Gene Ontology annotation, cellular component: sno(s)RNA-containing ribonucleoprotein complex. Lineage: Eukaryota; Metazoa; Chordata; Aves; Galliformes; Phasianidae.